This is a messenger RNA of Hyaloscypha bicolor E, 3398 nucleotides long. RefSeq names its product Utp14-domain-containing protein. Bases 38 to 2944 code for a protein of 968 amino acids. Gene Ontology annotation, cellular component: nucleolus; small-subunit processome. NCBI's taxonomy places the organism in Eukaryota, Fungi, Ascomycota, Leotiomycetes, Helotiales, Hyaloscyphaceae. The record is from RefSeq and is a predicted model, not a curated record. Gene Ontology annotation, biological process: rRNA processing. The transcript has 2 exons.
CGCAGUCCACCUCCAGACACAUUGGGAAGUUGAAAACAUGCCUGGAAGACAAUCCCAUGGCGGACCGCCGUCGAAGAAGCCACGGGUGAAGAACAAUUCGAAAAAACGAGCUUUAGACGCCUUCGCGAUCGCCUCGCACACGAAUCCCGAUAAAAUCAAAAUCCGACAGCAUCGUCUGGGAGUACAAGAGGGAGGGAAUAGGCCUGGGAAACGCCGAAGGGAUGAGGAUGACGAGGAGGGUGAAGAGGAAGAGGAUACAAGCUCGAAGAAGCAGAAAAAGGGACCUGCGAAAGGCCGGUUCGAUGAAUUGGAUAUAGAUGCGGGGAGUGACAGUGAGGGGAACGAGUGGAGGCUUGGGCAGGUCGACAGUGAUGAUGAUAGCGACUUGGACAGUGAUGAAGCAUUCGGGGAGAGCGAUGAGGAGCGUUUCGACGGGUUUGCGUUCUCGGGGAGCUCUAACAAGCAGGGAAAGAAAAAGGCACCGCGGACGAAGGAUGUGAACCUCGACGAGGAAGACGAGGAGGAGUCAGAUUCCGAGCUGGAGGAGGGUGAUCUGGGAGAAGAUGCUGUGGAUCUUGCCACGAUGUUGGAUAUGGCAGAGGAAGAACAGAGGGAGGAGGCAGAGGCUGGCAAGCAAAAGGGCAGCGAAAAAGAUGCCUCAGAAUCUGCCGAAGAAGAGGAAGACAGUGAGGAGAGUGACAACGAGUCGUCGAUGUCAUCUGCAGACGAAGAUGACGAAGCCGCCAAUCCUGCGAAAAUUGCACUUCUCCAAGAUCUUAUUGCGAAUCUACCACAAGUUGACGAAUCGAGUCGAGGUCCGGCGAAGCAACGGAGUGAUGGUGCCUGCGAAUAUGAUAAACCCCGAGAUUCUGGUCUCAAGUCUAAGACGCCGCUCAGAUUGGAAGAUUUUGGGUUAUCUACGAUUAAAGACCCACAGAUGAAGAGGUCAUUGCAGUUUCUGGAAGACAAUCCGACAGGAUCCAGCAAGAAGAAGGUUAAUAAAAGGCUAGAAGUCCCUCUUGCUAGACGGCAGCAAGAGCGCCUGGACCGUAGUGCUGCUUAUGACAAGAGCAAAGAGACGUUGAACAGAUGGACAGACACAGUUGCACACAACCGCCGGGCCGAUCACCUCAUUUUCCCACUUCCAGACAAUGACAUGGCAUCAGCACAUUCUAACACGCAGCUUGUGCCAACCAAUCUCACCAAGCCAUUUAAUGAGCUCGAGGCUACCAUUCAGAGCAUUCUUGAGGAAAGUGGUCUGGCAACAACAGAUGGGAAGGAUGACGAAGAUCACAUUCGAGAAUUCGAGGAAUUGGAGGCAAACAAACUCUCAGUGGCAGAAGUCAAAGCGCGGAGAGAUCAACUACGGAUGGCACGAGAGCUACUUUUCCGGGAAGAGGCAAAAGCAAAGCGUAUCAAGAAGAUCAAAAGUAAAUCGUACCGCAAAGUUCACCGGAGGCAGCGUGAAAAGGAGGAGCGUCAAAAUAGAGAGGCCUUGGAAGAAGGUGGCUAUGUCCCAUCCGAGGACGAGUUAGAAGUGCAGGAUAGAAGACGUGCGGAGGAACGCAUGGGCGCGAGACAUCGAGGCAGCAAAUGGGCCAAGGCUAUGAAAGAAACAGGCCAAUCAGCUUGGAACGAGGAUGCGAGGUCUGGAGUCAGUGAGAUGGCUAGAAGAGAUGAAGAGCUAAGGAAGAGGAUUGAGGGCAGGGCAGUGCGAAAGGAAUUCGAAAACGAAUCAGAAGAUUCGGUUAGCGAUUCCGAUGACGAUAUGAGUGAGGACGACGAGCUUGUGGAGAAGAAACGACUUUUACGAAAAUUAGAAAAAGUUGGCGGCACGCCUCUAUUAGACGAAUCCCUCCCUGGGGCGAAACUGGUCAAUAUGGAUUUCAUGCGCAAGGCAGAUGCGGCUCGCAGGAAGAAGAAUGACGAUAUGGUAGAGGAAAUGCGACGCGAGCUCGCGGGUGAAGAAUUUCCAAGUGAAGAAGAGUUUGAUGGAGAUGUCGGUCGAAGAAUUUUUGGUCCUGGGAGCAAUGCAGCCCAGGAAAAGAAGCAAAAGUCUAACAAUGCCAACGAAUUUGAAGAACCAGCUGGCUCGGAGGGUGAUGAGGGUGGUGCCGAAACCGAAUUUCGUGGGUUUGACAUCGGCCAGAAUAGCGCAGCAGAGCGAACGCGGAGCAAGGCUACUGAUCGAUCUUUGAAACCCAACACGUUUUCAAAACCCAACAACCAACAAACACUUAAUUCCGAGGGUGGAGCAUGGUCGAAGGUGGUCUCAAAAUCAUCAUCAAUCAGUGAUGCAGAAGCCAAGAGAAGACGACACAAGAAGAACGAUGCCAUCGAUUUUGAGGAAUUGGAUUUGUCAAAAGCCGCUGUCAUCGCAUCACAACCGAAGUCUCGAAAAUCAUCGAAGAAAUCUAUCAUACUGGAAGUAGAUUCUGAUUCCGAAGAAAACAGUGAUGAAAACAAAAUCCGCUUGCCGUAUGCUAUCAAGGACCAGGAGCUCAUCAAGCGAGCAUUUGCUGGAGCUGAUGUUGUUGGCGAAUUCGAGGCUGAGAAGAAGCAGACUGUCGAAGAUGAGGAUGAGAAAACCAUCGACAACACCCUUCCCGGCUGGGGAAGCUGGGUUGGCGACGGUGUGAGCAAAAGAGAAAAAGCAAAGAACAAGGGAAGGUUUCUUACAAAAUCCGAGGGUAUCAAAGCACAGAAUAGGAAAGAUGCAAAGCUCGAACGGGUGAUCAUUAAUGAGAAACGCAUCAAGAAAAACGGCAAAUAUCUUGCAUCGAGCCUUCCACAUCCCUUCGAAACGAAACAGCAGUAUGAGAGGUCAUUGCGGCUCCCUCUCGGACCUGAGUGGACUACAAAAGAAACCUUCCAAGAUGCGACGAAACCCCGGAUUUUGCUCAAGCAAGGCAUUAUUACCCCGAUGUCGAAACCCUUACUUUAAUAGCCUGAGAACGCUUCUAGAGGACAAUACACUAGACAUGCAAUCACAAUGAUCACGACCCCUUUUCCACGUGAAAUGCUCAGCCUACUUAGCCACCAUCCGAUCUUAAACAGUGCAUUGGAAUUUACCCACACCACAACACUCCGUUUCCCCAACCCCUGGUUCGUCUGCGAAAUGCAGAAUAAACAGUUGGUCAAAACAUCUCUCGCUUCGUGCAUUGUUGUUGUGCCGCCUCGGCUCUGGUGGCUGGAUGACAACAGCUCGGCUCUGUUGAUAUCCAACAGAAGGCUCAGCAGUUGGUGAUAAUGGUAAUACGCCCGAUAUGCAUCUGAUAACGCUUGCCGGAGACUCUUUUGUGAUUUAACGUUUCGUCUGAAGUUUCAGGGAGAUUUCAGCUGGUUGGAAUGGAAUAGCUAACGAGCUCCUUCAGACGAACUGGGGAAGUAUAUAUCUG